AUGGAAAUUUUAUUAAAUAUUAUUCAAUUUUUUACUAUAUACAUUUUUUUUAUAAAUUCUCAAUUUCAAAAAAGUUCAAUAAAAAGAGAAAGAAAUAGUUGGAAUGGUUUUUCAACAAAUUACAAUGAGAAUAUUAGAGAUAAAAAAUCAAUUAUUUAUUAUCUAAUUAACGAUAAAGUUUAUUUUGAAUGCAAUGGAUACAUUUAUAAAAAACAUAGUGAUGCUUUACAAUGUUGUAAAUAUCUUAAUUCUGGAUCAAGACGAAGUUUAUUUUUUCUUCAAUUACGUGGUAUAAUACCCAAUAAAAUUAGAUCGUAUAUAAAUAGAACAAAAAUUGCUGUAUAUGAUUAUAAAAGACUUUCAAUAAAAAAUUCUUUUACAAGAAAAAUUUGGUAUGAUAUAUGGAAAGAUUGUAACUAUAAAUGUUUCUCUUCAAAUAAUUUUAAACAUCUUAAAGAAGGGCUUCUUAAUGAAAUAAAUGAAUAUAGAAAAAUUCACAAAGCUAAUCCACUUGUAGCAAGUCGUUAUCUUAAUAUAUUAGCUCAUCGAUAUGCUACUAGAACUUCUUUACUAAAUUAUCGUUUUAUAAAUCCAAUGCAAACAUUUAAUAUUAUGUAUGAAGUUAUCCAUAGAAAUGAAGCAAAUCAUGUCUUAAAAUAUUUAUUUGAUGAAUUUAUUAAUCAUUACAACUAUAAUAAUAACAUUUAUUGUGAAAAAUAUAGUAAACAAACACAAAUUAUUUGGAAAAGUACAUCACGUAUUGGUAUUGGUGUUAUGGAAGAACAAGAAUUAAUAUAUAUUGUAAUUAUUUUUCUUCCAAAAGGAAAUAUUAAUAAUAAUUAUAGAAAUAAUAUUUCACCCAUCAGUCAAAGUUCCAUUCAUAUUUACAGAUCAUUAAAAGGUCAUCAUUAA
Messenger RNA from Strongyloides ratti, 912 nucleotides. RefSeq names its product CAP domain-containing protein. The coding region runs from base 1 to 912 and encodes 303 amino acids. The transcript is spliced from 2 exons. Lineage: Eukaryota; Metazoa; Nematoda; Chromadorea; Rhabditida; Strongyloididae. The record is from RefSeq and is a predicted model, not a curated record.